UCGAUUUGUGUCAAAAGUGUCGACUGCGUUCGCUAAAAAGAAAGCAACCUUGUGUGGUCGAAGUGUCUCGGCUUUCAAAGUUCACUUGGCUCGCGCCAUUUUCGCUAAUCGAUACGAGGCUCGUCGGUCACUUCCGGUUGUUCGCGGCUCUCCAUUCCGCUCUCCGUCUUUCGGUGGCAAGCAUUACGGCAAGAUGUCGCUCGUGAUUCCUGAGAAGUUCCAGCACAUUCUUCGUGUCAUGGGCACGAACAUCGACGGCAACCGGAAAGUCAUGUUCGCCAUGACCGCGAUCAAGGGUGUCGGUCGUCGCUACGCCAACAUCGUCCUGAAGAAGGCGGACAUCGACCUGGACAAGCGCGCCGGAGAGUGCUCGGAGGAGGAGGUGGAGAAAAUCGUCACGAUCAUGGCAAACCCUAGGCAGUACAAAAUCCCCGACUGGUUCCUCAACAGGCAGAAGGACAUCGUCGAUGGAAAGUACUCGCAGCUCACGAGCGCCAACUUGGACUCGAAACUGCGCGAGGACUUGGAGAGGAUGAAGAAGAUCCGCGCUCACAGGGGUCUGCGUCACUACUGGGGUCUCCGUGUACGCGGCCAGCACACCAAGACCACUGGUCGUCGCGGGCGUACGGUGGGUGUGUCGAAAAAGAAGUAAACUUUUAUACAUAUAUUAUGUGCUAUUAAUAAUAAAUGUUUAAACGGU
Vollenhovia emeryi is the source of this 700-nucleotide messenger RNA. It is a transcript of the gene RpS18, whose product is annotated as 40S ribosomal protein S18. Lineage: Eukaryota; Metazoa; Arthropoda; Insecta; Hymenoptera; Formicidae. Gene Ontology annotation, cellular component: ribosome; small ribosomal subunit; cytosol. Gene Ontology annotation, molecular function: structural constituent of ribosome; RNA binding. The record is from RefSeq and is a predicted model, not a curated record. Bases 194 to 652 code for a protein of 152 amino acids. The transcript has 4 exons. Gene Ontology annotation, biological process: translation.